AUGGAGGCCCUGGAACGUGGUCGGCGUGGGGAGCAUGUUCUUCAACCUGCGGAGAUGGAAAGCAAACUCGCACAAGAGCAUGUGACAACCCAGUCCCAGCUCAUGGAGGAAGCCAAUGCGAUUCAGAAUGCAGAAUGCCCUGUUAACGGAGGGCCUGGUACCUGGUCAUCCUGGGGAGUGUGUUCUACAACCUGCGGAGAAGGACAGCAGAUUCGCACACGAGCAUGUGACAAUCCAAUCCCAGCUAAUGGAGGAAGCCAAUGCAAUUCAAGUGAUCUGACUGACACACGGUCCUGUAAUGAUGCAGAAUGCCCCGUUCACGGAGGUCCUGGUACGUGGUCAGUUUGGGGAGCAUGUUCUUCAACCUGCGAAGAUGGAGAGCAAACACGUACAAGAGCAUGUGACAACCCAGUCCCAGCUAAUGGAGGAAGCCAAUGCCAUUUAAGUGAUCUGACGGACAAACGGUCCUGUAAUGUUGAAGAAUGCCCUGUAAAUGGAGCCCCUGGUACGUGGUCAGCUUGGGGAGCGUGUUCUACAACCUGCGGAGAAGAAGAGCAAACUCGCACAAGAGAAUGUGACAACCCAGCCCCAGCUAAUGGAGGAAGCCAAUGCAAUCCAAGUGAUCUGACGGACACACGGUCCUGUAAUGAUGCAGAAUGCCCCGUAAAUGGAGCCCCUGGUACGUGGUCAGCUUGGGGAGCGUGUUCUGCAACCUGCAGAGGUGGAGCACAAAUUCGCGCAAGAGAAUGUGACAACCCAAUCCCAGCUAAUGGAGGAAGCCAAUGCAAUUCAAGUGAUCUGACGGACACACGGUCAUGUAGUGAUGCAGAAUGCCCCGUUAAUGGAGGCCCUGGUACGUGGUCAGCUUGGGGAGCGUGUUCUACAACCUGCGGAGAAGGAGAGCAAACUCGCACAAGAGAAUGUGACAACCCAGCCCCAUCUCAUGGAGGAAGCCAAUGCAAUCCAAGUGACCUGAGAGACACACGGUCCUGUAAUGAUGCAGAAUGCCCCGUAACCGUUGGAAUACUAAAAAGUAACCCAAUUGUUGCAAAGAGACAGCUGCUGUCAACCGAAAUACGGGAUCUUGCAGUAACAUCAAGUGGACAUAUUGUGGUAACAGGUGACACCAACACAAAGAUAUAUGGCAGUGAUUAUAGUCUCAUCAAAGAUAUCGGCAAAACAUUCAAGCGUGUUACAGUUACAAGUGAUGGUCAACUGGGAUUCACUGAUGUGUCUAGCACGAUCUACUUCUACACAGCAGACGGCAAUCAUAUACGCAACAUAACAGUUGCAGGGUCUUCAUAUCAACUACUUGGUAUUACUACACUAUCUACUGGUCAGUUGGUUGUCUGCGAUGAUUACACAGACAAUGUGUAUAUUGUUGAACAAGAUACAGGGAAUGCAACACCACUCUCUGCUUCUGGUACGUUUAGCGGUCCUUACUAUGUGACAACGAACAGCAAAGGAGUAGUUAUAGUAAGUGACCGUUACGGACAUUCUAUAGCGGGAUUGGACCAGACUGGCAAUAUACUCUUCAGUUAUGGUACACAAGGAUCAGGGGAGGACCAGUUGAAACAUCCACGUGGUGUCGACACAGACAAUGAGGACUACAUAGUGGUGGCAGACUUCGACAACAAAAGAGUACAACUACUCACCCCUGAUGGCAAAUUCGUGAGAUACCUCCUAAUAGAGAGUGAUGGCGUGAACAACCCAAGGGCUGUUUGUAUUAACCAAGAUGGGCAGCUACUAGUUGGGGAUUCCAAUGGACGAUUAUUCACUAUCACAUAUAGAGAAAAUGUCAAUGCCUGA
Messenger RNA from Owenia fusiformis, 1809 nucleotides. The record is from the annotation of a GenBank genome assembly. Lineage: Eukaryota; Metazoa; Annelida; Polychaeta; Sabellida; Oweniidae.